This is a messenger RNA of Colossoma macropomum (tambaqui), 917 nucleotides long. RefSeq lists its product as uncharacterized. Bases 63 to 917 code for a protein of 284 amino acids. Lineage: Eukaryota; Metazoa; Chordata; Actinopteri; Characiformes; Serrasalmidae. The record is from RefSeq and is a predicted model, not a curated record. The transcript is spliced from 5 exons.
GCCUUCUACAGUACAGACACUGACAUCAGAGUAGCCCUUUAGGCAACUGUUAGACCUCCAGCAUGAAGGCUUCUGUCUGGUUUGUCAUCUGCGCUGCGGUUGUAAGAGCAGCUGUAAAGGAUGAAGUGGAGACAGUAGAAGUUACAGAGGGAGCCACGGUAACUCUGAGAACUGACUGGACCGGAAUGAAGAAAGAUGAUGUAGUACAGUGGGAAUUUGGAUUUACAGAUACUUGCAUAGCAGUGCUAAUUAACAUGAACAGUGUCACUCAUUAUGAUGAAAGAUUCAGAGACAGACUGCAGCUGGACACACUGACUGGAUCUCUGACCAUCAGCAACAUCAGAAUCACACACUCUGGACAUUAUAAAGUGCUGAUCAGCAGUGAAGAGAUCUCAAUCAAGCAUUUCAGUGUUACUGUGUACACCCCUCUCUCUGAACCCACCAUCACAGACCUGUCAGAUAUAAGCAAGUGUCAGAGUCCUCACACUAACACACCACAACCGUCAGUGGAUCAGUCAAUGCAGUCUCAAAGCACUCCCCUCAGUGCAGACAGAAGUCCUGCAUCAUACCAGUGCAAGGUGCUGUGUUCAGUUACAAAUGGCCCAAAGGUCAGUUUGUCAUGGAUUAGAAACAGACAUACACUGAAACAGAGGAAUAAUCUUGACCUCAGUGUCCCUCUCUGCCUCCAUCUGGAGAUAAACAUUCAGGACAAUCACAUCUACAGCUGUGUAGCUACCAACCCAAUCAGCAAUCACUCAACCCAAUUCAGCAUCAUACAGUUCUGUCCACAAACUGGUCUGUCCAGUGUCCACUGUUGUGGCUCCAUUGAAAUUGUGGUCCGAUUGGUCCUCUCUGCUGUGGUGGUCCUGGCCACACUUGCCCUUCUGGUUUAUCACUUCAGAUCCAGUUUUCAGUAG